Molecule: messenger RNA, 2694 nt
Organism: Alternaria viburni
Lineage: Eukaryota; Fungi; Ascomycota; Dothideomycetes; Pleosporales; Pleosporaceae
Exons: 3
Coding region: 1-2694 (897 amino acids)
Biological process (GO): protein ubiquitination; ubiquitin-dependent protein catabolic process
Molecular function (GO): ubiquitin protein ligase activity
Source: RefSeq, a predicted model, not a curated record
AUGCAGACGCCAGGCGCGUCUGCCAACGCGACAUCCUUCUUGCCGUCGCCAGCAGACUUGCUCAUGGCAUUACCGCGCCUCUUCUCCAAGGCUAGUGCUCUCGGCGACAUGAUGCGCUCGGGUGGAAGCGUUAUCGCGGAACCUACGGCCAAUAUGACAAACAGCACUAUGACGACUACAGGCGCGGGAUUUGUACAGGAAUCCAUCGCUGCAGCAGCUUCUGCGAUUUCGACCGAGGGCGAGAUGACUGUGUGGCAAGCUUUGAGGAACGUAGCCGCCUGGUUCAGCUACAUCACCUCCAAAUGGGCCGUCGCAACAUUCGCCCUGGCAAUCGUGCUUAACAGAACCCACUUCUACGCCAACAGCCGCGUUCCACUUUCCUUCGACCGCCUCUACCUCCGUUUCGCCCUCUACAUCAUGCCCUUGAUCCUCUUCCUCUAUCAGACGCAGAACACUCUACGGGCGAUACGCUGUCAAACCUCCCCCGGUUGGUCAGAGAUGCAGUACGGAGCGGAUGGUAGGCAGCUGGAUACAGACUUCGGUGGCGAAGGCGGCUUUCUAUGGCAGGUCACGUCAAAGAUACUCUUCUGGGAGACCACAGAGAGCUCAUGUCGAGCUGCGAAUAUGUUGCCCAUCGGUCCGGCGACCACGCGGCCUUCUGGAUCGCUAUCGCUUCUAUGGCCCAUGUUUGUGACCCUUGGAUUUGGCCAGUUCGUCGAUACCUUGGCUUGCGCCCUGCAAGGAAGACGCCCGAUUCAGGAAGUCGGUAUGACCGUCUUCGAACAUUCGCUCGCAUUUGCAGAAGCUGAGGCUGUCGUUACGAAGCCGCUAGCGGUCGAUUCCGUACGCUUCUUCAAACCGAAGUCUGUCUUCACUCCAGAUGGCACAUCCUUCACGAUUCCGAGGUCGAAGCUCUCCAAGAUCGCCAAUGUACCACCAGAAGUGCUGUUGAUUUCCCUCAUCUCUAGUUUCAGCCACUUCAUGAGCAACUUGUUGGCGAUCGCUGGAGUGCGCUCCAGAUGGCGACUCGUCACGACAACAAUCUGCGGACUUGCCUACAUGUCAGCUUUCGCAUGGAGCUGUGUUCGUCUGGCAACCAUGGUCACUGAUCCAGACCACUAUGUGGGAAUCUUGAGAUUUCCUACUGUAUGCAUAAUUGGAUUCAUCCCACACUUGCUGAUACUUGUGGGUAUCGCGAUAUGCGCACUAAUCUACCUGCUGGCCUUCAUCAUCACCGUACUUUCUCCACCUGCAGGACACGCCGACAACUUGUCUCUGAGGGAGAGAUUUGCAUCCGCCUACGGCAAUCUUCAUGCCAACAUUCAUCUUUCUUCGAUUACGCCUUUGACUAUUAAUUGGCACGAAGACUUCUAUACUACUAUACUCAAGGUAGGCUACGUCAUUUUGACAUCCGCCAGUGAAGCCGUGUUUCUCAACGAAGGGACUAAGGUCAAUGUGCACCCAAUGACCUGGCUCGAAAAGCAGAGACUGCAGGAACUGCUUGCUCGGCGAAGAAGAACACGAGAGAUGAUCACCGACAUCCCGUCCGAGCUCAGGAACGACACAUUCGCGCAAGGCAUCGAGGUAGUUGACGAACUCAACGAUGUCAGAACGGAUACAUCACUGUCAGGUUAUGCAAAAGAACGUAAAACGCGAGGAGUACAGGCAUCCGCUGAACCAGCCAUUGGACAGAAUGAUCCUGCGAUUCAACAACGUAGUCGCUACUUGCAGACCUACCAGUUCUUCUUCCGUAUAUCAAAGUUGAUUAUACUUAGUCUCGCAAGGAUCACGGACUGGGCGUUAACUAAAAUCUCGAUUAGCUAUCGACCAAGAUGGCUCCAACGCGCUGUUGGGUUCCACGCUGAUCAUGUUGAUAAGAUGUAUGCUCCGCGACACCCCGAUCAAGCGUUGGCAAGAGAGUCAUGGCUUACCACAGAUGACCGGUCUCGAAUCCGCCAGGACCGGAAUUUUGACGUCGAAGUCUUUGCGAAAGAGAGGCUUCGACAGAGUGGGUUCUAUUCGGGACCCAACGGGGCAGAUUCUGAAGAACGUCUUGACGACUACCUGUACUCCUGGUGGCGCAACGGUAGCCUAUGGAAUGACGUUGACAACACCAGAGACUAUGUUGAUUCGCAAGAUGAUGACACGACUAGUGUAGUAUCAUUUGCUACCACAACAGACAACGACGAGUGGUCAGACAUGGACGACGGUCAAAGAACACCUACGCGUGCGACUUACCAGAGAAGUCGGGAAGCAACACCCAUUCCUGACGACGCAAUGGACUUCUCGAGACUGUCUCAACUUCUGGAUCCGAAAUCUAGUGAGGAUCGUGAAGAAGCCAAGCUGCUGUCUCGCCACCUCCAGAGCUCCAAUAUCAUGACACGCUCGCAGUACCGCAAAGCUCUUGAGCGCGAAGAGGCGAAGAUCCUCACAACAUCACGCUACAAGAUGAGCGGUGGCGGCGUCAACAUGUCGCCCGAAGAAGAAGAGCAACUUCUGGAAGAUCUUAUUCUCAGUCGUCGGAGCGCACCAGCGCCACAAGGCGCAAGUACAGCUGGAAGCUGGGACUCGGGUGCAGAAGAUGUCGCCAAGGACAGUACUGGUGUGGCCAUGUGGGUGCUUGAGCCUGUGCGACGACUGUCGGGUGGGGUUGGCUUCGAAGAACUAUACGGCAUGUGUAUGUUGCAGGACUAA